Molecule: messenger RNA, 726 nt
Organism: Parascedosporium putredinis
Lineage: Eukaryota; Fungi; Ascomycota; Sordariomycetes; Microascales; Microascaceae
Source: the annotation of a GenBank genome assembly
AUGCUCCUUGGCCCUAUAAACUCGGUGGACUGUAUUGUAUUUUGCAUAUUUCUCGCUGCUCACCUUAUCCGUACAGUCGGCUUCUGGAGGACCGCAAGACAUGCCUUGCGGGCGGUCCCCUUGAUAGUCUUCGACAUUCCCCUGUUACUGGCCCGGCGUCUUCUCUUUGCUUGGGGCUUCAACGUCAUUGCCCCGGACCAGUUUACCUGCACGGCCUCGGCCUUUGAGGUUAUUGCGGUGCAAUGCACGCGUUGGUCCCAUGUAAACCUGCCUCUGGAUAUCCUGAGAGCCUUCUUCGGUCGGGGCGUGGUCCGCCCAUUUCUGAGAUGGCGCAUGCUUCGUCAUUUCUUUUUCUGGUCCCCCGUGACUUGUGAAGACUAUGAAGGUCACGAGGUUGACCCCGCCGUCAAAGGCAUCUGGAUCAAGGAAGACCCCGAUGAGGAUCCUGAUCUCGUAGUGUAUUAUAUCCACGGCGGAGGCUUUAUUAUGGGCUCGCCCUCGUUCUACCUCGAGUAUCUUAUAGCGCUCCACUCGAUGCUGCGUGAUACGUUUAAGAAUCCUUACAUCUUUGCUAUCGAGUAUACUCGCCCCUGCUGCGCAAUUCCCCACUCAGCCGCAAGAAGUCCUAAACGGCUACGCCCACGUCUUAUCGGUAGCCAAAUCCAAGGAUCGGGUUUGCCUGAUGGGCGACUCUGCCGGCGGCACAUUGGCUUUGACGCUCCUUAG